Molecule: messenger RNA, 2406 nt
Organism: Aspergillus costaricaensis CBS 115574
Lineage: Eukaryota; Fungi; Ascomycota; Eurotiomycetes; Eurotiales; Aspergillaceae
Exons: 1
Coding region: 1-2169 (722 amino acids)
Biological process (GO): regulation of transcription by RNA polymerase II; DNA-templated transcription
Cellular component (GO): nucleus
Molecular function (GO): DNA-binding transcription activator activity, RNA polymerase II-specific; zinc ion binding; RNA polymerase II cis-regulatory region sequence-specific DNA binding
Source: RefSeq, a predicted model, not a curated record
AUGCUUCCCACUGGUGCUUGUCCACCUGGUUCUCGACUCCAGAAUGUCAGAACCCAACAAAAACGUCGACGAAAGAUCUGGUCAUGCAACGAGUGUCGUCGAAGAAAGAUCCAAUGUGAUCGACUGUUUCCGGUCUGCGGUAGAUGCUCCAAGUCUGGUAGAGCAGUUUGUUGUGUCUACAUUGAUGGUGUCCCGACACCUCCGGUAGCUGGGCCCAGCCAGCCUCGCGACACCGACGAGUCGGUUCAUGGACGAUGCGGUGACCCUGGUGAAUCUUCGUCCGUACAGGGGGGCCCGUCAAAUUUGGAAAACCUAGCUGAACGUGUACAUCGUGUGGAAUCUUCUCUGUCCCAGAUCAAGACCGCACUCGCCCAACCCAACCGUCCUUCCGCGACACUGGAAUCCGGCAAUGAAUCAGAUAUAGAUGCCAUGACUGCGCCUUCCGCUGACAAAAGUUGGGUUUCACAGCUGAGAGGCAGAGGUUUUGCGACUAAAUUCAAUGGUAGCAGUCACACCAGUGUGGUGCUUAAACAAGUGCCUGGCCUUCAUCAGUUCACCGUGGAAGCUUUCGAUAAAUUCCCAGCCAUAGACCAAAUCCGUCGUGCCAUACAUAAGUCGGAAACGUGGAGCGAUACAGCCAGACUUGGGACUCCUGAAGAAUUACGUGGACUACUUCCGCCGAGAGCAGAGACAGAUGCGCUGGUCGAUGCGUAUCUGGAGAGUUUCGAGUUGGUCUAUCACAUAUUGUAUCUUCCCGGGUUUAGAAGAGAUUACGACGAACUAUGGAGAACUGGAAGCAAUCAGGAGCAGCAAUUCGUUGCUGUCGUCUUACUCAUUGUUGCAAGUGCACUGUGUUUGACGUCAACUGGGUCUAAGGACAUAGCUUGUGAACGCCCGUCAGCCCGCGACAGAGCUACAAUAAUUAUCCAGGCUUGUGAAAAUUGGUUCCAAUCAAGGCCCCUGCGAUAUAACCGGUUGCUUGACUUUCAGGCCUCCUUUCUGCUGUUGUUGGCACGCCAGCUGAACGGGCGAAGAUACAAGCAAACCUGGCCGAAUGCAGGGAAGCUUGUUCGGAUUUUUAUGGGUGUUGGUCUGCAUCGUGAGAGCACAAAUCUGACAGGGGAGAUAUCAAGUCUGGAUAGGGAGUUGCGCCGACGGAUAUGGGCUGCCGCCGCCGAGUUCGAAUUGCAGGCAUCUUUUGAACAGGGAAUGGCGCCAAUUCCUUGGGUGCAGCAGUCAGACAUCCACCCGCCAAAGAAUGUUCCCGAUGAUGUUUUCGAUGGCUCGGCUGAUUCAUUAAAGGCAUCCCAUACGCUCAAUCCGUCGUGGUACCUGUCUGUAUCAACAAAGAGCCUCUAUUUGCGCCACUCGCUUACCAAUGUGUUAAAUGACAUCCAUGCUGCGGUCACCUUCUCGGAUACCAAGGGGUUCACGGAGAAAAUCAUGGCUCAUUUAUCUGCGGUACCUCCAUGCAGCACACUUAAAACCAAGCCCAUAUCGGCCUUGCUCUACAUCAAUCUGCAGCAAUACCAGUUAGCACUCCAUUUGAGACAAACGUCCCUGUCAGACUCUUCGAUAGAGAGAGAUUUCUCCCUCAUGAUAAUGUGGAAUACUGCUACGGAAAUCAUCAAGAUCCAUCGAGCCGUGUUUGACAAUGGAAAUAACCUACUAGAGCUGCUCUGCGGGGAUCAGUUCAGAGCUGCUUUGUCGAUCUGUUAUGUCUACAUAACAUACCAUGCGACGAAAAAUGUCACCUCUCUGAGCCUGCCAGAACACGAUUUCUUUCUUUUCAUGAAGGAUGCAGUGAAACUGAUACAAAACAAGGCACUUCGCUUCAGCGGUGAUCAGAGACAGCUGUGGAUUGCUGUGGCAUCUCAUUAUUUCAUGAAACUUUUCAAAGAACCACACAAGAGGGAGUAUUUCUUGAAAUUGGCAGUUGAAGAGUUCGUUGCACCGUUCUGUAACGAAAGCAAUCCCUCGUUGGAGCCUGCCGAUAAGACAACCAUUUCGGAGAGUACUCCCGCUACGGUUGCAGCUUCCAUGAUGCCAUCUCUCGAUGACUCGACCGUCGGACAGACUAUCUUCGAUGAUGCAGUUGAUUGGAGUUGCUGGGAAAUAGGUCUUUUAAACACCCAAGAUUUCACGGAUACUUUCUUUGAUUUUGAUUGACCCCGUCCAUAAAACUUGGAGCACGCGGUUUAGGUUGAUUUGUGAACGAUGGGAUUAAUGGGGCCAUUGGUCCAUCCGUUUCCCCUCACGGAACAAACGCUGAUUUUGUGGCGUCCAACGACUCGCACUAACGAACAGGCUUAUGAAAGAGACAGUCCUUAGGGAAGCUCUUUACUAUGGCAAUGUCUUCUGCCUCUCGGGCUGGAACGAAACCAUACCAUAUUGGGAUACCCGAAG